Messenger RNA from Enterobius vermicularis (human pinworm), 972 nucleotides. The record is from the annotation of a GenBank genome assembly. Lineage: Eukaryota; Metazoa; Nematoda; Chromadorea; Rhabditida; Oxyuridae.
AUGAGUUCAGAACGCAUGGACUCCACCUCUAGUGGGACUUCAAUUGCGUUCCGGAACUGGCAAUUUAGUAACAACAUCAGGAAUGUUGAUAUGAUAGAAAGUGGGGCCGAAGAAAUGUAUCAGUAUGAUGCAAAUCUUCAGCAAUCAAUUCGUUCAGCAAAACCAUGGGAGAAGGACCCACAUUAUUUUAAGGAAGUAAAAGUUUCGGCACUUGCUCUGUUAAAAAUGGUAAUGCAUGCUCGAAGUGGAAAGAAUCUGGAAAUAAUGGGUUUAUUACAAGGUAAAAUUGAUGCAAAUACUAUUAUUGUAAUGGAUACAUUUGCUUUGCCUGUCGAGGGCACGGAAACACGGGUAAAUGCGCAAGCCCAAGCAUACGAAUAUAUGACUACUUAUACGGAGAGUUGCGAGCCUGUCGGAAGAUUUGAUAAGGUUGUUGGUUGGUACCACAGUCAUCCCGGGUACGGCUGUUGGCUGAGUGGCAUCGACGUUUCGACGCAAACACUAAACCAACAAUAUCAAGAACCGUUUGUUGCAGUAGUGAUAGAUCCUAUUCGAACGAUCUCAGCUGGUAAGGUCGAUCUUGGAGCGUUUCGUACGUAUCCUAAAGGCUAUAAACCGCCAGAGGAACAGCCUUCUGAAUAUCAGUCUAUCCCUUCUGACAAGAUAGAAGAUUUUGGUGUUCACUGUAAGCAGUAUUAUUCUUUGGACGUGUCGUAUUUUAAGUCGUCUUUGGAUGCCAAGUUACUCGAUUCUUUGUGGAACACCUACUGGGUCAGCACAUUAUCUACUACACCUCUGGUUAAUAGUCAUUCUUACACAACGUCACAGAUAACUGAUCUGGCAAAGAAGUUAAAAAGUAUUAUUGGCAAUGGAAGGUUACAGUCAGAACGCGUAAGUGAUGGCACGGCUGCAGAGACAUUAAAGAAAGCUAUCAAAGACUCUGAUAAAGUAAUUUUUUCAAUUAAUUAUUGA